Rasamsonia emersonii CBS 393.64 is the source of this 717-nucleotide messenger RNA. RefSeq lists its product as uncharacterized. Gene Ontology annotation, biological process: transcription initiation at RNA polymerase III promoter. Bases 1 to 717 code for a protein of 238 amino acids. The record is from RefSeq and is a predicted model, not a curated record. Gene Ontology annotation, cellular component: RNA polymerase III complex. NCBI's taxonomy places the organism in Eukaryota, Fungi, Ascomycota, Eurotiomycetes, Eurotiales, Trichocomaceae. The transcript has 3 exons.
AUGAAGGUCAUCGACCCUCAAUCCGCAACACUGACCAACAUCGAGGUGCUGGCUUACCUCACGGCCAACCCUCCCAGACGACCUCCUAACCCUCCUCCGAACUCCCGGCACUGGGUUCCCAAUCCAGAUCUGCGGGAUCAUAAUACAGUCGUUAAAGAGAUUCAUAACUAUGUCCACCGGAUAUCACCUCACCUCCUCAACUAUCCCCGCUACGUCCACGAGGAGACUCUUCAACGGUUACAGCAGCAACAACAACAAGAUCAACAACAACAAGCGGUACAACUCCGGCCUUCACCACAACCAACAGAGCCCACUCCAAUGGACAUCGCCAUCCGGGAGUUGAUCACAAAGCUGCAGCCCUACGGCCUCACAAAGGGCGAAGUCCUCAUGAUCAUCAACCUGGGCAUUGGACUGGACAAACCGAGCCAGACGACCCAGCCACAGAACACCACCACCCAAGACCAAGAAACCAACGCCGAAGCAAUGGAGAAUGGCGAAGACGUCAGCGGCGGCGGCGCUGUUGCCGAGACUGCUGAACCUGAAGGCGGUGCCGGGGAAGGCCAGGAGGAGGAGGCAGUGACCCAAGAAGACGACGACUACGGCGCCCGAGCGCUGCUAGAUACCGUCAUCGAGGAACGCGAGGAGAGACUCUCAAAUGAAGACAUCACGGCAAUAUUGGCCAUUAUUCGGGAAACGUUGGGAAAACGGGAUAGGUGA